Nerophis lumbriciformis (worm pipefish) is the source of this 6163-nucleotide messenger RNA. It is a transcript of the gene antxr1c, whose product is annotated as ANTXR cell adhesion molecule 1c. The record is from RefSeq and is a predicted model, not a curated record. Gene Ontology annotation, cellular component: cell surface; plasma membrane. Gene Ontology annotation, molecular function: transmembrane signaling receptor activity. NCBI's taxonomy places the organism in Eukaryota, Metazoa, Chordata, Actinopteri, Syngnathiformes, Syngnathidae.
CAGUGCCAACAACGCUCCGCUUCUUCUUAACCUAAUUUUUUAUUAUUUUAUACCGCUGCUCAAACAUGUUUUUUCAUUUUUAAUUGAUUUUACAAAGACUCUAACUGCAGUUUUUCUUUUGUCUUUCCUGCAUCCCUCUCAUUUUAAAGCCGACUCUGGGAUGUGAGCACGCUUGUGUCGGUGUGUUUUUCAUCCAAGCUACUAAGGGACUACUUUUUUUUAAGAAGAAGAAAUGGUGCCACGAUUGUUGUGGAACAUGUCUCUUGUUCUGGUGUUGUUUGGAUUAUUUUUGCUCACUUCUUCAUCUGCCAGAGGCGAACCAGAGCUCAGGGAUGAAGAGGAGGAGGAGGAAAGUUCUUGUCAAGGCGCUUUUGACCUCUAUUUUGUGCUUGAUAAGUCCGGCAGUGUGAAGAAUCACUGGGAUGAAAUCUACUACUUUGUGGAAAAUUUAGCAGAGAAGUUCAAAAGUCCCAUGCUUAGGAUGUCAUUCAUUACUUUCUCAUCCAGAGCAUCUACCAUCCUCAAUCUUACUGAGAACAGAGUGAACAUCAAAAAGGGGCUGAAUGCGCUUAAAAGAGAGAUUCCAGGUGGAGACACGUUCAUGGAUCUUGGACUACAAAUGGCAAAUCAGCAGAUUUACCAGGAGAACUUUGGCAAGGCCAGCGUGAUUAUAGCACUGACAGACGGAGAGCUGCAGGAAGAUCAACUUAUCAAAGCGCAGCAACAGGCCGAGCGAGCCAGGUCUCUCGGAGCUAUCGUGUACUGUGUUGGCGUCAAAGACUUCAAUGAGACACAGCUGGCGACUAUUGCAGACACCAUUGAACAUGUGUUUCCUGUUAUGGGCGGCUUCCACUCCCUUAGGGGUGUUAUUGAUUCGAUCAUCAAGAAAUCUUGCAUUGAAAUUUUGGCAGCGGAGCCCUCCAGUGUGUGUGCAGGAGAAUCUUUCCAAGUGGUGGUGAGGGGCAACGGGUUCCUCCACGCCAGGAACAUCGACCAGGUGCUCUGCAGCUUUAAAAUCAACGACACCAUUACAAUCAAUGAGAAGCCUGCCGGUGUAGAGAAUACGUUCUUGCUGUGUCCAGCUCCUGUCAUUGAUGAAGUCGGGAAGGUGAUUUAUCUUCAAGUGAGCAUGAACGACGGUCUGUCUUUCAUCAGCAGCAAUGUGCACAUCACCACCACAGAGUGUUUUGAUGGCACUAUUCUCCUCAUCACCCUGCUGGUGUUGUUUCUCCUGUUAGCCUUGCUUCUCAUGUGGUGGUUCUGGCCUCUCUGCUGCACAGUGGUGAUCAAAGAACCUCCUCCUCCACCUCCUCCUGAGCCUGAAUCAGAUGAUGAAGAUGGUCUACCAAAGAAGAAGUGGCCCACUGUAGAUGCUUCAUAUUAUGGAGGAAGAGGAAUCGGAGGCAUUAAAAGAAUGGAGGUGCGAUGGGGCGGUAAGGGCUCCACUGAAGAAGGGGCAAAGUUGGAGAAACCGAAGAAUGCCGUGGUGAAAAUGCCAGAACAGGAAUACGAACCCUUCGAGCCAAAACCCAAGAAAUCUCCCAAAAAGGCGCCUCAGAACCGGAAGUGGUACACACCCAUCCGGGGUAAACUGGAUGCUAUCUGGGCACUGUUUCGCCGGGGUUAUGACCAAGUGUCUUUGAUGAGACCCCAGCCCGGUGAUCAUGGUCGAUGCAUCAACUUCACAAGAGUGAAAGAAGGCUCCCAUCCAGCCAAGUCGGCGCCUCGCUCCCCAAUCCACACGCCCUCACCACCUGUGCCUGACUACCACCGCGCCGAGUCCCCUACAAUCUCCAGCCCUCCCGCCAAAGCCCCCCCUGUGGCCAACCUACCACCAGGGCCGCCUCCGUCCCGCACACCCCCCGGGCUUCCCUGUCCACCGCCGUCGCGUCCACCACCCAGCCUGCGACCAUGAAUGAGCCAGGUAAUAAGCCCGCCCCCAUUCGCUGACUGACCACUCUGUUGACCCUCGGUCUGACGUCAGUCCUCCAGACGCAGGUUCUUCUGCUAUUCCCUGAAGAUCAUCAUCACCUGAUCAAUUACGGCUUAUUUUGCUCUCUCUCGUACGGCUGUCAAGAUGAAAGAUUCUUAACAUAAUCAGUGAGGCCUUCAAUGACUUUGUAUGCUUGCAGUUUCUAUGCAACUAACACCAGGAGUGUUACACCUUCAACACUAUGCACUCAUUUGAGUCACAUGUUAAGUUUUGUUUGCGUUCUUUCCUGAGAACUUAAAGACCAUGUUUUCCAUUAAAAAAAAAAAAUAACAUAACGCCCCGUCGACAGAAAUGAUCCAAAAACACACAAACACUAUGAAACACAUACAGUGAGGAAAUGCUGCAAUCACAAAAAACACAGCAAAAUAAAAAAAAAAAUUGCACUCAAGCCCCCAAAAACAGCUGCAAAUGAGAAUUGCUGAAAGUUUAAUGAACAAAAUGGAGGUUAACUAGUUGUUUUCAGGUUUGUGUUUGUUGUGCAUGUUUCCUGUUGUUUUGUGGCGUUUUUUUUUAUUUUUGGAUCAGUUUUCCCUCUGUUGGCCACCCUAGAAAUAAACUUCAGAAUUACGUUUUGUUUUUUUCGGACCAUAAGGCGCAACAGAUUAUAAUGGCCCACUGCCGUUAAGCGGGUCUAUUCAGGUCUAUUUUCAUACAAAAGGCACCUUAAAAGGGGUCAUAUUAUGAUUUAAAACACUUCCUUGUGGUCUACAUAACAUGUAAUGGUGGUUCUUUGGUCAAAAUGUUGACUAGCAGACCAUCUUCAAGUCGCUUUCUGGCCAUCUCUUCAGGAUGCACCUUUUUGUGGACGGUCUUAUUUACGUGGCUCCACUUUGACAGCGUCUUCUCCCCGUCAUCUUUGUCGUACCGUUAGUUUUGAGCGCUUUCAUAGCAAGUCUAUUGACAAAUACAAGUUAGAACUGUACCCUAUUUUAAAUUACAAAUGGCAAUAUCGAGGAUGAAUGCCCCACAACAACAGCAUAGAGAAAAAGAAGGAGCUUAUUGACAACACGCGGACUACAAUGGCGGACGCACGCACAUUUUCGGGACUUAUGCAGAUCCCAAAUACACAUCAGCAGGUACCAAUAGGUAGGAAAAGUUGGUUUUGCAUUUUGUUGCGAAACAAAACACCAGAUAAUGUCUCCUAAUAGGUGCCAUUUUGGAUUCUUUAUACACACACUAUAAUAAUACCCGUAUGUUGAAGCACAGUACGUCUGACUACAGUAGCCGUGAUGCUCCAUCAAUCCAUCAGGGGGUGCAGCUUUGUAGCUUACCAAAGUCAUACUAAAACAUAUUGACAGAUUUUUGAGCGCCGUGUGUUGCUUGCUUACGGGUACUUGCUAGCGUCAUUUAUUUAACAGUACACACAUACUUUUUGUGUGACUGCCAUCCACUGGUCACACUAAUUACACCAUUUAUUAAAUAAAAUUGCUUCGAUGGUCGGUAAGCACAACCACAAUGAAUCCGUAUAUUAGGCGCACCCGGUUAUAAGGCAAACUGUCCAUUUUUGAGAAAAUUAAAGGAUUUUAAGUGCGCCUUAUAGUCCGAAAAAUACGCUAGUACGAUGACUUUUUAUUUUGUACACUUUUUUUGUGUAUGUCUAGUCUGAUACAAAGUGAACGAGGUGAUGCAGGGGAACCUAAACAGGAUGAUUGUUGCAGGACAGCAAAAGCCUCUACGGACCAAAGUCAACACACGCAAUACGAUUUUUUGAUUUGUUUGAUCAACUACUGAGUGAUGCCUUUGCCAUCGAUAAUUCAAGUGAAAAGUAAUUAGAACCCGAGCAGUUUUUUCAGAAUUGAUUGGAUCGUUUGCUCACAAAUGUUGGUGCUAAUUUUGCUAACAUGCUAAAUCAGCACAUUUGUUCUUCAGGAAAGGUAUGAGUUUAAAGCAACAUGGUUUUGCAACAUGCAAUAACAGGGAAGUGUACAGAAGUUGUUUUUUUAGGAUGGUUUGGGUUUUGUUUUUGUUUUUACAUUCUUUUUUCAUGAUGCAUUUUUUUAAUGGUUAAUUAGAGGCUUUGGAUUUCGUAAUUUGAUUUAGAGCACAGCAGUAUGUCUUUGGUUAUGUAUCUGCGCACAUAAUAGACGGCUGGAUGUUUUUUGUUAGCAUGCAUGGAAUGGAAAAGUCAUGACUUCAAAGCUGCCAUAAAUCAGGUUAUCUCUCCUCAUCUUUUACUUGUUUGUUUGUUUUUCUAAUAUUUUGACACAAUUCUGAUAUUUUAUAAGUUUAUAUGUUAUGUCUACAGUUUUAUCCUCAGCGGUCACAUUGCAACUGCAGGGCAGUUCACAGAGCAUCUAAUUUAUUACAGCCUUCCCGAGAGAAAUAGAGGCGAGUACUUGAAUAUCGACAAGCACCGACAUGGACACUGUGCGCAGUCUAGAAACAGCUAAAAACUCAAACAAGGCCUACCAGUUUUUUAUCACCUCAGUGCAUUGUUUAUCUUUCUGCAUUUGAUGAUGUUUGAAUAAAAUAUGAACUUACUGGACACAACAUUAGGUACACCUGCAUCAGCAUUGCAAGAAGUAAAUAAAAUAUUAUUAUAUCCAAGUCUACAUUCUAAAAAGAGUGAACCGUUUCACUGGAUAUGAUUACCAUAUUUACCAGAAUAUAUGGUGCUCUUUUUCCCCGAGAAGAUGGGGUCGUCUUAUAUUUAAAGUCCGGAGAUAUUUAUGUGCAAACCAGCAGGUGGCGCCAAUUGACCUGCAACACACAGACCUGUUCCGAAAAAAAAAUUCCAAGUCCAAUGUACCGGUUGUUUAUUCGCUGAUAUUGAAAAUUGAUUACCUAUAUAUUUUUAAUGUCAAAUUUGUCUUAAAAAAUAUUUUUCUAAAAGAAAGUACCCCCUCCUUCCGUCCGAGUGCAGCUGGAAUAGGCUCCGGCACCCAGAGAGGGACAAGCAGUAGAAAACGGAUGGAUAGAUGGAUGGAUGGAUAUGAUAUUAUUUAAAGUGGCUUGUUUUAUUGGGCGCAGGACAGGCCUAUGCAAAAAUCCAAAUUGAAUUUGCAAUACCACAAAAAGUAGAAUUGCAAGUAAAAUUCCAAUUGAAGGAAGUAUAAUUGAAAUUCUAGACAAUUUGUAUUAAUUAUUAUUUGUAUUUUGUUUUUUAUUAUUUAUUUAUCAGUUGAACACAAUUAUAACUGUAUCCAAUACAUAUUUCAUAUUUACAUUUUCAUGUACACAUAUUUUAUUUACAGAAAAUAGUUUUACUGACUGCAUCAUCUAUAAAACAUAUUACUUAGUUUUAUUUAGUUGAAUGUAUUAUAGCUUUCAAAUGAGGAAAAAUGGUGGAUAAAUACUUCCAUUCCCAGAGUAUUAAAAAUGAAGAGAAUUUUUUUGUAAUUUUAGUGUUGUAAAGUAUUUUUUGUAGUUAAGCCAAAACUUUUGUUGAACGUGAAAUAUUAUUACAAUUACUUGGCUAUAUGGAAUGUCUUUGAAUUGCAAUUAAUUUAAUUCCACUUCCUGUAAUCCCAAUUGAACAUCCUGUGGGGCGGAGCCUAUUCAAUUCAAAUUGUUCAAAUUCAUUGAAUUGUAAAGCCAAAUUUAGAAUUUUGCACACGCGUUGGAUGCUUAGUCAUUUGUAUGCCAUGAGGGUCUGUAGGAGUGCCUAAUGAAGUGUCCUGAAUGUAUAUUGAAGGGGUUUUUUAAAAAGUUGGUACAGUAUUCCUUUAAUACUCAUCGCCUUACAUUUUGUUCUUGUUUUGUUUUUGUCUUGCAUUCAGUUAUUCAACAUGUACCAAUGGUGUACCAAUGGUGUUCCAAUAUACAUUCCAAACAAUUACCAAUGUUGCCAUAAAAAAAGUAUUUGGAUGACAAUGCAUUUAUACGUCACUGUGUCUGUCUAUCAAGUAUGCAACUAUUUUUCAGCAACAAUUGUUCUUCUGCUGCCAGAAGGAAGGAAGGAGUUGUCCUCUUUUUCACGUCAUACAAUAUACUGUAUAUCUUUUUGAAUGCACUUGGUAGCACUCUUUUUCUCACAUUAUGUUGUGAAGGUGUCAUUAUUACAUACUCCCAAGACUCAUAUACUGUAUGGUCUUGGCCUCAAGACAAUGAACAGCCAUUAUUGCAGUGGUUGAAAUGUAAGUACAUGAUAUUGUAUGCAUAAACAGCAGAUAUACAUGUUUGUUUGUUUUUUACUGGUCUGAUCUUUUGAACCGUAUCAAUAAAGGUUGA